Cyclopterus lumpus (lumpfish) is the source of this 638-nucleotide messenger RNA. It is a transcript of the gene mrps21, whose product is annotated as mitochondrial ribosomal protein S21. The transcript is spliced from 2 exons. The record is from RefSeq and is a predicted model, not a curated record. Gene Ontology annotation, cellular component: ribosome. Gene Ontology annotation, molecular function: structural constituent of ribosome. Gene Ontology annotation, biological process: translation. Lineage: Eukaryota; Metazoa; Chordata; Actinopteri; Perciformes; Cyclopteridae. The coding region runs from base 38 to 301 and encodes 87 amino acids.
CCAGCCGGUCGGCACUAAAGUACGCACCGGUCACAUCAUGUCGAAGCACCUUCGCUUCUUCGCGCGGACAAUUAUGGUCCAGGACGGCAACGUUGAUGCGGCGUACAAGACUUUAAACAGGGUCCUGACUCAGGAUGGAAUUAUUGAGUCAGUGAAACGCAAGCGCUACUUUGAGAAGCCGUGCCGUGAGCGACAGCGGAAGAACUUCGAGAACUGCAGGCGGAUCUACAACACGGAAAUGGCCAGGAAAAUUACCUUCAUCUCCAGGACAAACAGAGAGGAUCCCUGGCUCGGCUGCUAGUGGUGUGAUGGGACAUGAUCUUAUCAAUGGACUUGUUUGUUGAGACGGAGCCAGAAGAAAAAUACAAGAGGCCAUUAAGACCAACACAAUGUCACCGUCACAAGUGUCUUUCAUUGUUUGAAAAGACAAAGACUUUUUUAGAUGUGCAUUUAUUGUCAAAUCAAAGUUGGACAUUUCUUUCCAUUUAAUCCACAUAAUCUGGCAUGAAAAGUGCUCAAACUCGUCCUUGGUUGGAAUGUGCGGGCUAAUGUUGAUGACAUUUUGUGCUCAGAAUCUUCCCACACAAUUGUGUCAAUGAAAAAGCUAAUAAAUGUGUAACAUUGACUAAAAAUCUCAA